AUGGUGGCGUUGCAGGUUGUGUGUGAGGAUUCCUUGAAGGAUUCAGAGGAUGCAAAGGCACUUCAAAAACAGGUUGCAAAGAAGACAGCACAGGUUGCAGGGUCUGCCCAUGCUGGAGAAUUGCCCAGAGUUAAAUGGGUGCUUCCUGAUUCCUACUUGGAUGUCAAGAAGAAGGAUUAUGGAGAAUUGCCCAGAGUUAAAUGGGUGCUUCCUGAUUCCUACUUGGAUGUCAAGAAGAAGGAUUAUGGAGUUCCAUUUAGACACGGAGAGUGCAAAGGUAUUACCUAUCUUAGAGGUUAUGAUAUCGAAGAAAAGGCUGCAAGGGCUUAUGAUUUGGCAGCACUGAAGUACUGGGGACCUUCAACCCAUAUCAAUUUUCCGGUAAUGCUUUUAACUUCACUCGCUUAA
Messenger RNA from Fraxinus pennsylvanica, 408 nucleotides. Lineage: Eukaryota; Viridiplantae; Streptophyta; Magnoliopsida; Lamiales; Oleaceae. The record is from the annotation of a GenBank genome assembly.